Messenger RNA from Bufo gargarizans (Asiatic toad), 1362 nucleotides. RefSeq names its product repetitive proline-rich cell wall protein 2-like. The record is from RefSeq and is a predicted model, not a curated record. Lineage: Eukaryota; Metazoa; Chordata; Amphibia; Anura; Bufonidae. Bases 1 to 1362 code for a protein of 453 amino acids. The transcript has a single exon.
AUGGAUUCUCAUCCCUCACAUGGUGAGUACACGUCUCCGGUGCAAGAGGAUGGUGAGUACAUGUCUCCGGUGCAGGAGGACGGUGAGUACAUGUCUCCGAUGCAGGAGGAUGGUGAGUACAUGUCUCCGGUGCAGGAGGACGGUGGGUACACGUCUCCGGUGCAAGAGGACGCUGAGUACAUGUCUUCGAUGCAGGAGGAUGGUGAGUACAUGUCUCCGGUGCAGGAGGACGGUGGGUACACGUCUCCGGUGCAAGAGGACGCUGAGUACAUGUCUCCGAUGCAGGAGGACGGUGGGUACAUGUCUCUGGUACAGGAGGACGGUGGGUACACGUCUCCGGUGCAGGAGGACGGUGGGUACAUGUCUCUGGUACAGGAGGACGAUGGGUACACGUCUCUGGUACAGGAGGACGGUGGGUACACGUCUCCGGUGCAGGAGGACGCUGGGUACACGUCUCCGAUGCAGGAGGACGCUGGGUACACGUCUCCGGUGCAGGAGGACGCUGGGUACCCGUCUCCGGUGCAGGAGGACGCUGGGUACACGUCUCCGGUGCAGGAGGACGCUGGGUACACGUCUCCGGUGCAGGAGGACGCUGGGUACACGUCUCCGGUGCAGGAGGACGCUGGGUACACGUCUCCGGUGCAGGAGGACGGUGGGUACACGUCUCCGGUGCAGGAGGACGCUGGGUACACGUCUCCGGUGCAGGAGGACGCUGGGUACACGUCUCCGGUGCAGGAGGACGGUGGGUACACGUCUCCGGUGCAGGAGGACGGUGGGUACACGUCUCCGGUGCAGGAGGACGCUGGGUACACGUCUCCGAUGCAGGAGGACGCUGGGUACACGUCUCCGGUGCAGGAGGACGCUGGGUACCCGUCUCCGGUCCAGGAGGACGCUGGGUACCCGUCUCCGGUGCAGGAGGACGCUGGGUACCCGUCUCCGGUGCAGGAGGACGCUGGGUACACGUCUCCGGUGCAGGAGGACGAUGGGUACACGUCUCCGGUGCAGGAGGACGAUGGGUACACGUCUCCGGUGCAGGAGGACGAUGGGUACACGUCUCCGGUGCAGGAGGACGAUGGGUACACGUCUCCGGUGCAGGAGGACGAUGGGUACACGUCUCCGGUGCAGGAGGACGCUGGGUACACGUCUCCGGUGCAGGAGGACGAUGGGUACACGUCUCCGGUGCAGGAGGACGAUGGGUACACGUCUCCGGUGCAGGAGGACGAUGGGUACAUGUCUCCGGUGAGAGGACAGGAUAUCGACAGAUUACAACAAAAACACAGAAAAGAUCAUGAAACAAAUCGUUACCUAAAUGAAUUGCUAAAAUACUGCAGGAUCCUUACUGAGACCAAGAAGAGACAUUGA